Molecule: messenger RNA, 2433 nt
Organism: Apiotrichum porosum
Lineage: Eukaryota; Fungi; Basidiomycota; Tremellomycetes; Trichosporonales; Trichosporonaceae
Exons: 1
Coding region: 1-2433 (810 amino acids)
Molecular function (GO): protein binding
Source: RefSeq, a predicted model, not a curated record
AUGCCGUUCCGCGCACGCCUCCACCCGCUCAGCCUGGUGCGGCGACAAGCAGCCGCCCAGCGGUUUGUGCUGCACACGGCUCGCGCGUCCGCCCCACCCUUGGCGACCCCUCAGGCUUCCUCAUUUGCUGGACCGGGACCGAACACCCUCCAGUGCCGCGCGUACAACACGACCGCAGCGGCCCAGCUGUCAUUUGCCGACUUCUUCUCUGGGCGGAAAUCACAAAAGGCGGCACAGGAAGGGGACGCUGCCGUCGACAAGUUUAUGGCGUUGGUCGGCCGUCGGUCCUCGCAGGACUUGACCCGGUCGUACACGGCACUCGUGGCCCAGAUCAACAGCGGUGGCUGCCGUCGUCUCACUGCCGACGAGCUGGACCGGGUGCUGCGGUUUCUCUCUGAUGGGCAUCCUUCUUCGUUUACAGUGACCUUUCUGCAAGCACUGUUUGACGACAUGGAGCGCCUCCACCACGUCGAGGCCGAACCUCGGCACUACCGCAGCCUAAUCUCGGGCUUGGCGCGCAACGACAAUGGACCCCGCGCCCUCGAGAUUGCACGGUCACUUCACGACAGCGUGGGAGUUGUCACGGAACAGGAGUGGAGCGACAUCCUUCGCGCGACGUUGAGGCGGCCCAACAGUGCCAAAGACUCCAAAGCCAUCGACGAGGUCCUCACAGCGGCCAAGCUGGCUGGCGCCAACUCUGAGCGACUCUACUCGACCGUUUUGACCAUGCCCACCGCCCGGGAAUUGAGCAGUAAGGCAGCGGCAAAAGAAGCAGCCAAGCUGUACGCACGCAUGGACAAGGACGGCGUCGCCCCCGGUCCGUGGUGCGAGGCACGGCUUGUGGAUGCCCAACUGGGUGCCAGCGUCGCCUCCUCGGUCAAGGCGACCGUCGACAGCUGGCGUGCUGCCGACAAUGUGGACGACGCCGAGCUGCAGCAGUUCCGUGAGGAGGUGACCCUGCGGCUCGAAAUGGCUCGCAAGGACCGUGCGGCCAUGGAAGCGCUUCUCCACGAGGGAGUCCCACACGCUCGCCCAUCAGAAGUGUCGAAAGCCUUUACCUUUGCCGUCCAAGACCGGUUAAAUGGCGUGUACACCACCGAGACCGUUGUGGAUGCCAUCGAGGAGGUGGCGACUGCGACCGGCAAGCAGUUUUCCACAGAGGCAUGGACCCUCUUGAUCUCGACUGUCGACGAGCUUGGUCAUUACGAUGUGGCGUACGAUCUGUACGAGCUGGCGCGUGCGCGCAUGUCCACGCUGGACGACCGCCUUGCCAAGCAGAUCAUUCGCUCCCUGUGCAACAAGUAUGACGAGCCGCGCUUGGACGAGGCAAUGUCCAUGUAUCACCACCUGGUCGACUCCAACCCAAACAUCAACAUUGCGAUCUUGCGCAAGAUCUACGAAAUGUUGUUCAGCAGCUGCGCCAAACAUGCCUCGGCAGAUUACAGCGACCGUAACACCGCAGGCUAUGUCGCAAGUUUGGCCACAAAAUCUGCUAUUUUGAUAGCCGACGAUGCCUUGCGUCGCGGUAUCCAAAUUAGCAAGACGAGCGCCGGCCGCCUCAUUGACAUUAUGACCGGUGCCAAAGACCACCCGGAAGCGUUCGACGUGUACCGUCGAAUCUCAUAUGUGCUCGAUCCCCCUCUCGAUGGAAACCAAAUCGACCAGGUUGCGGCGGCCUUUAUCAAGUUGAGGUGGGCUGGGUCGGUUGUCCCGAAUCCCGAGUAUGUCAAGGCUUUUAUCGACGACAUGUCGUGGACGGGCGUGGCUGGAGCCCGUUCCCUCCUCAUGGCGCUUCUGAACACGUACGCGUACCUGGCCAAAGAGUGGUGGCCCUCAAUGGACGAGAACGCCGACAGGCGGUUUGCGAUCGAUGCCUUGCUACACGCAACACGAGACGUGCACCACUUGAUCAUGCUCGACUCGGCCGUCCCCAUGGAGAUUCCCCUCCUGACAGCAUUGAUGGACGCCCUCUCCAGCUGUGGCGCCUUUGGCGAAGCCUUUGAGGUCUGGCGCGAGAUUGUCAUCCAGUGCAACAAGCGGCUUCGAGACGGCCCGAAAAUCAGCGAGCAGUUGAUGGCACCUGCCAUCAGCGUUGCGCUCGAUAGCGCUGGGUGGGGCCACGACCCAGCGGCCGCCCACAAAAUCUGGUCGUGGGCGUCGCGGCACAACCUCCUGUCACACAAGAACUGGGAGACUUGGACAGAAUGCCUGUGCCGAUUGGGCCUGUUCGAGGAGGCGCUCAACGUCGUCACAAACCAGAUGGGCCACAACGGCAACCCUCCAGCAACGGCGGGCUCCGUGAUGGUGAUCAUGAAGUUUGUCACUCGUGACCGCCACCGUCACCUCAUGCCCCAUGUCGGCCGGCAGCUGCGCGAAAAGUGUCCGCAGCUUUACGAUCAGGUCAAGUCUAGCAUCAUCAUCGACGAGUUUUGA